Messenger RNA from Penicillium canariense, 1908 nucleotides. Its product is annotated as putative serine/threonine protein kinase (Nrc-2). The record is from RefSeq and is a predicted model, not a curated record. Lineage: Eukaryota; Fungi; Ascomycota; Eurotiomycetes; Eurotiales; Aspergillaceae. Gene Ontology annotation, cellular component: nucleus; plasma membrane; cytoplasm. The transcript has 4 exons. Gene Ontology annotation, biological process: protein phosphorylation. Bases 1 to 1908 code for a protein of 635 amino acids. Gene Ontology annotation, molecular function: ATP binding; protein serine/threonine kinase activity.
AUGACACAGCUUUUUGCGUCCAGUCCGUCGGCCAUGGCAAACAAUGAAAAGCGUGGCAACUUUCCCGGCCUCUCGCUGCCGUCCCGAAAACACUCCAACGACUCUGGCCACCUGCCCACCAAGAUCAGGAACUUUUUCCGGAUCAACAGUUCCAGCAGUCACUCCUCUCCCCAUAGCGGAAAUCCGGUCAAUAAUGACCGCGAGCGAGAGAAAGAAAGUCCCGCGAAGAAUGAAAAAUCCACUUUCCGACAGUCUCGAUUUCUCCCUGUUAUUGGUCGCAACCGCUCGGCAACCGUCGCAAGCGAGGGCAACCCUCUUGAUGAUAGUGUUUCGCCUACCGCGACCGCGAAUCCCUACUUUGCCCACCAGGGCCAACCCGCAUUGCGACAUCGGAAUGACGGAUCUGUCCCCUCAUCCCCUCCCGAUACCCCCGAGUUGCAGGUCACCGGGGUCUCAGCAGUGGAGCAGGCCGCCACUGCCAACAAGGAGGAACUGGCUCGCAAACUACGCCGUGUGGCGUCAGCCCCCAAUGCCCAGGGUCUGUUUGCGAACGAUCAGGACGGCCGUUCCCAGACGGCAGAUAUGGGCAAGGAGCCUUUUGUGGAGGUUCCUGGCCCCGAUGGAUCGGUGGGCCUUGCCAACUCGAUGACCGAACAGGCUUCUGUUCUCACCGUGCCGCUCAUUGGUACCAACAACAAAAUCGGGGCCAACAAUGCCCCCUUCCGUCGAACAUAUAGCUCAAAUUCGAUUAAGGUUCGCAACGUGGAGGUGGGACCCGCCAGCUUUGAUAAGAUUAAGUUGAUUGGCAAGGGUGAUGUUGGGAAAGUCUAUCUUGUUCGCGAGAAGAAGUCGAGCCGCCUCUAUGCCAUGAAGGUCCUGAGCAAGAAGGAAAUGAUCAAACGUAACAAGAUCAAGCGCGCCCUGGCUGAGCAGGAAAUCUUGGCCACAAGUAACCACCCAUUUAUCGUUACCCUGUACCACUCCUUCCAGUCCGAGGACUACCUCUACCUCUGCAUGGAGUACUGUAGUGGUGGUGAAUUCUUCCGAACCCUCCAAACCCGACCUGGGAAAUGCAUCACGGAGGAUGCCGCCCGCUUCUAUGCUGCCGAGGUUACUGCUGCCCUCGAGUACCUCCACCUAAUGGGUUUCAUCUACCGUGACCUCAAGCCAGAAAAUAUCCUCCUCCACCAAUCUGGCCACAUCAUGCUUUCGGACUUCGAUCUUUCCAAGCAGUCUGGCCCGGGUGGUGCUCCCACCAUGAUUCCCGGGCGAAGUGGCGGAACAUCCACUGCGGCUUUGCCCACUAUUGAUACCAAGUCAUGCAUUGCCGAUUUUCGAACUAAUUCGUUCGUGGGAACCGAAGAAUACAUCGCCCCCGAGGUGAUCAAGGGAUGUGGUCACACAAGUGCCGUUGAUUGGUGGACACUAGGUAUUCUUAUAUAUGAGAUGCUCUACGGAACCACCCCUUUCAAGGGCAAGAACCGUAACGCAACCUUCGCCAGUAUCUUGCGGGACGAGGUGGCAUUCCCCGAACACUCGGGUGCACAGCAGACUUCCAAUUUAUGUAAGUCUUUGAUUCGCAAGCUCCUGAUCAAGGAUGAAACCAAACGUCUUGGUGCUCGUGCCGGUGCCUCCGAUGUCAAGACCCACCCCUUCUUCCGCACAACCCAGUGGGCGCUUAUCCGCCACAUGAAGCCGCCUAUGAUCCCCCAUCAGGGCCGUGCCGGUACCGAUACCGUGAACUUCCGCAAUGUCAAGGAGAGUGCCAGUGUGGACAUUGGUGGCACCAACCCGUCAAAGAUGAAGGGAGUUCCAAUGGACUCUGGACUGGCCACCCCGACUGGUGAACUGAACGAUCCUUUCGAAGAGUUCAACAGCGUGACGCUCCACCACGAAGGGGAUAUAUGA